UAUGGAUUAAAGUGCUGGAAUAAUGGAUGAGUCUGAGGAUUCCAUUGCUGUUAUUGGAAUUGGAUGCAACUUUCCUGGUGGUGAAGGGCUAGACAACUUUUGGAAGGUCCUUGUGGAAGGGAGGAACUGUGCAAAUGAUAUCCCAGUAGAAAGGUUCAACUCUACUCUUUGGUAUGAUCCUGAUGAUGGCAAACCAGGGAAGACACAGACUCAGAAGGCUGCGUUUAUCACUGGAUUUAAUGAGUUUGACCACAAGUUUUUUGGUAUCACUGAGGCAGAGGCUAACUUCAUGGACCCUCAGCAAAAACUUCUACUACACUGCACCUACAGAGCACUGGAGGAUGCUGGGAUAUCAAUGGAGAGCAUAAGUGGAAGCCGAACUGGUGUUAUAAUAGGUUUGAUGAAUCGAGACUAUGAGACUCUUAAAAGUGACAACUCUUCAACUAUUAACCACUACAAUGCCACUGGAACAGCCAUGAGCAUUGCUGCUAACAGGAUUUCAUUCACCUUCAACCUGACUGGGCCUUCAUUUGCAAUCGAUAGUGCAUGUUCUUCAUCUCUGGUGGCUUUGCACUUGGCCUGCCAAUCUUUGAAACAAGGGGACUGUGAGAUGGCUGUCUGUGCAGGAGUUAACUGCAUCAUAGAGCCAAGAGUGUUUGUUGCACUUAGUAAAGCUAAAAUGAUCUCCCCAGAAGGAAUUAGCAAACCCUUUUCCAUCAAAGCAGAUGGAUAUGGAAGAGGAGAAGGCUGCGGAGUUGUUCUACUUAAGCUACUGAAAAAUGCUAUUCAUGACUGCAACAAAAUAUGGGGCAUCAUCAGCAAGACAGCGGUAAACCAAGAUGGCCGCUAUGUUAGCCCCAUCACCAAACCUUCAAUGUUGCAACAAGAGGAGCUACUACGCCAAAUCUACUCAGAAAAUGACCUGGCAAAUGUUCAGUACAUUGAAGCACAUGGGACUGGAACAGCAAUAGGAGAUCCAACCGAAGCUGGCAGCAUCGCAAAUGUCAUUGCUAAAGGUAAACCUGCUACAGAGAUGCUAAAAUUAGGUUCUGUAAAGGGGAAUAUUGGGCACACAGAAUCUGCAGCAGGAGUUGCUGGACUUAUCAAGGUACUUCUAAUGAUGAGGCAUGAAACUUUUGUACCCUCUUUGUUCUUUUCAGAUGAUAAUGCUAGUAUAGACAUGAAAACUCUGAAAUUGAAUAUUCUGACUAAAGUUGAACGAUGGGAGAUGAAUGGGUGUUCAGAAAGGGUUGCUGGGAUUAACAGCUUUGGUUUCGGAGGUACGAAUGCACAUGCAAUUGUGAAGGAGUACAAACACAGGUCUAUUCCAAUGCAGAUACCAAAAUGUUGUCCGAAAGUCUUUGUAAUUUCAGCUGCAACAGAGAAAUUGCUACAAGUAUCCAUUAGCAACAUUCAACAAAAACUUAGUACAAAUAAUGCAAUCGAUUUGCAAGCGCUGUCAUACACUUCAGCUUGUGGACGGAGUCAUUCAAAGGAUAAAUAUAGAAAAACAUUCUUAGCUACUUCCAUUUCUGAACUCCAACAACGACUUGCAAUAAAAACAAAAGUUGAGUCAACCAAAUCAGACAUCCAGGUAGUUUUUGUAUUCUGUGGAAAUGGGGUAGCAUACCAAGGGAUGUGUAGUCAGCUGCUAAGAAAUGAACCAAUUUUUAGAGAGAAGAUUAUGGAAGUGGAGAAAGCUUUCAGUAAAUACAAAUACAUCAACAUUAGCCAGAAGCUAGCUGGUGAUACUACAGAGGAUGAUUUUGUCAGACCAGAUGUGGUGCAGUCACUACUUUUUGCACUUCAGGCAGGUAUCGUUACACUUCUAAAACAAUGGGGUGUCAAACCUGACAUAGUUCUUGGUCACUCUGUUGGUGAGGUGGCAGCUGCUUACUGUUCUGGUCUCUUGUCUCUUGAAGAUGCUGUCAAAGUGAUAUAUUAUCGCAGUGUUCUCCAGAGUACAGUUACAGGUGGAAAAAUGCUCGUUGUUGGUAAUGUAGCAGUGGAAGAUGUCUUAACAGCUAUAAUCAAAUUCAAGAAUAGUGUCUGUGUAGCUGCUUACAACAGUCCUCAGUCUUGUACUUUGUCAGGGGAGGAAGAUGCUAUAGAUAUCUUGCACCAAAAUUUAGGCAUCAUGUUUGCAGAUAAAAAUGUGUUUCUCUGUUUGUUAGAUGUCCCAGCAGCUUACCAUAGUCCUAAAAUGGACCCUAUACUUGAUCAACUUGAGAAGAGCAUUCAAUCACUAAAUGCAAACAACAUCAAAUGUCAACUUUUUUCCACAUUGACGGGAAAAAGGAAUUCAGUUGGUGACUUCUGCACAGGAAGCUAUUGGGCAAAUAAUGUGCGGCAACCUGUUUUGUUUACCCAAACAUUGCUAGCUGUAACACAGGAGCAGACAGCUUCAGAAAAUAUGGUCUUUGUAGAGAUCGGCCCUCACAAGGCUCUACAAAGAAGCAUCCAUGAAACUUUAGGAGGACGUCAUACUGUUCUGUCUUGCGCAGAACCUGAGAAAGAUAGCGAAGCCAGUCUGUCUACUGUUGCCAAGCUUUUUGAGUUGGGUGUCAAUGUAGACUGGCAUAAAAUUUACAAGGGUUAUGAGACGAUUCCAUUAGAGCUCCCAAACUAUCCUUUUGAGACAAUGAUGAAUGAGGUGUGUUUUGAACAUCUAAGAAAAGGUGAUCAAAUAACUAGGUCUUCACAUCCUCUCAUAAGCCCAAGUGAGCAUAGUAAUACAUUUGUGUGCAAUCUUUCUCUGGCUACAAUGUCAUAUCUUUGGGAGCACAAAAACAAUGGUGCCGCUAUCAUACCUGGUGCAUUUUAUGUUGAGCUGUCUUAUGCAUCAAUUAUGUUGUUCUGUUCUAAACCCCAAAAGUCAGUUUCUGCACUCCAACUUGGCAUACAUUUUCAAAGUUUUUGCUCACUUAAUUCAGACAACUUUCAGUUAAAAGUGAAACUCGAUCAGUCAGGGAAGCAAUGUACAUUCAAUAUUGAUUCUUCAGUUUCAAGACAUGCAUCUGGUACCUACAGGUGGUCAGAUGGAGACUCAUUGAUAGAAAUACCAUGCAUUUGUCUUGACAUAAUCUCUAAAAGGUGCACAUCUGAAAUCAAAAGCAAGGAAAUGUAUUCAGUCCUUAGUCAAGCAGGUUUCGAGUAUGGUGAAGUUUUCAGACUGCGGCAUCACGUUUACUAUGGUGAUGAAUACAAAGAGGCAAUGGCCCCAGUGCAGGUCCCUGAGGAACUUCUGAAAGACUUAAAUGAGUACUUAAUUCAUCCUGUACUACUUGACUAUUUUUUGCAAAUGACCACAGUUGUCGCUAUGCAAGAGUUAACAGAUAAGCAACGGUUCCCAGCAGCUAUUGAAAGCAUUAUAAUUACAGGACCUCUACAAAAGCAAAUGGUUAUGUACCUAAGAGCAUCUAAAAUCAGCCCUGACUUCUUGGAGGUAUGUGGAUGUUUUGCCAACACAGAAGGAAAAGUGCUGGUCGAACUUAAAGGCAUCAGAAUCUCAUUUUUGAAUCCUUCUUUCCCUGUUCAGCAGUCAGUGUUUUUCCACAAUGAAAUUUUGUCAAUCCCCUCAGAACAGUCCUCACUAAGAAAGAUCAAAUGCAUCCUUUUUGAAGAUAGACUAGGUUUUGCCAAAGCACUCAGACCUUUUUUGGACCCCAAGUCUAUUUCUGUGGAGCAAGGACCACAGUGGACACUGAGCAGGAUCAGAGAUCUAGUUUUGACCUCAAAAUGCAUUUUAAAGGAUGUUAUUUUUAUGUGGGUUGUUGAGGACCUCAGUUACAUGACAUCAGAGAAGACAUUAGACGUAUUGGUUCAUUGCUGUAUGCAGUUUCAACAGAUUGUUUUAGCAUUGAAAGAUAGUGAGUCUUCCUGCACGGUUCGAGUUGUAACUUACAGAGCCACUGAAGAAACUGUGAAUUAUAUCAGCCCUAGUUUUGUGUUUCAUGGACUGACUAGGGCGUGUGCUGCAGAGAUACCAGGGCUCACUUUUCAGCUUAUUGAUGUUGCAUCUGUAACUAGUGAUGACAUAGAAGCUCUGGUUUAUGUCCUAAAUACCUGCACUCAACAAGAAGUUAUGAUAAAAAAUGGGCAGAUUAAAAUGACAAGAAUAGUUCGUUCACCUGUACCAGACAUUUGUGCCUAUUCAAAUAAUCUUCACUCUGUGCAGUUAAAGGACUUCUCUCUUUGGACCAGUGAUCCUUGCCAAAUGACCAACAUGUCUGCUUAUCCAAGAGCCACAAGUGAAAAUCUUGCUCUGGAUUCAGGAUUUGUUGAGGUUGAAAUAACAGAUAUUUGCAUUCACUCUGUUGAUUACUUCCCAGUAAGUGUUUCACAGCUACAUUUUGGUGAUACCUUCUAUUGGAAUAAGCAUGUUACACAGAAUCACAUGCUUCUGGCUUUAGAUUUCAGUGGUGUUGUUACUGCAGUUGGAAAUAAUGUCAGAAAUCUUAAAGUUGGAGAUCACAUUGCCUCAUGCUAUCCGGUAGAAUCUUCUUCAAAGGUUAGAAUCCCAGAAGUAGCUUGUUUUAGCACAAGUGUACAUCCAUAUCUGAAGAAAACACCAUGCGUAUCAUUUUUUGUGUUAGCAUGGGAGAUUCUACAAAAACAGCUAGCUAACGUGAAGAUGCAGUGCAGAAAGUUAACUAUUAUUUCAUCAAACCCAGCUUCCGUUAUGAUGAAAGUUUUAGCACUGACAGCAAACCGCUCAGGGUGGAGUGUUUCGUCAGGGUCUCUUUGUAGUACAGAGCUUUUAGAGAGGAGCCAUGCAGUUGUCUUUCUAGCACCAUUUGAGCAUUCUUGGAUUGAAAGUCUUGACCAACAUAUAGAAGAAGCACAUUUUGUUUUUGUCAGGAGUGGGUAUGAGUCCACCCAACCUCUGAAUAUGUUUGCAGCAAAGCAUGACAACAUCCAUGUACAUAGAAUUGAUGUUGCUGACAUCCUUCAAAAAGCCAAACUUCAAGCACAAAACAAAAUGAUCUCAAACUGGUUGACAUCACUCGGGUUUGCCACAGAAUCUCUGUCACUAAAAAGAGAAACAGUUCAAUCUGUAGAGUCUAAAGUGAAGGAUAAAAAUGCUGAGUCCUACUUUACGACAAAUACAAUAAAGCAAGUUGUUCUUGCCCAUGGACGACCAGAUUGUACAAUGUUCACCAUUCCUGUGCAACCAAUGCCAAAACCACUUUUCAAGACACAUAGCAUUUACAUUGUGACUGGCGGCCUCUCUGGUUUAGGGUGGGAGACAGUGACGUUUAUUGCUGAAAAUGGAGGAGACUGCAUUAUAACCUUGUGCAGAAGUAGUCCGUCAGAGAAAAUGCUGAUGGCAAUUAAAAAGCUGCAGGAAAGAUUCCAUGUUAAAGUCUUGAAUCUCCAAUGUGAUGUUUCAGAGUCACUGCAGGUGGACAAAGCUAUCUCAAAAAUUCAAGAGAGGUUCCCAUCUUGCCCUGUCAAAGGAGUUUUUCACAGUGCUGUAGUUUUACAUGAUGGUCUUAUAGAAAACCUUAAUAGAUCAGUCUUCCAAAAGGUGCUUCGGCCCAAGGUCUGUGGUGCUUUAAAUCUCCAUUAUGCCACACUCCAAUACAAGCUAGACUACUUUGUCUGUUAUUCAUCUGUUUCUUCUGUCAUCGGCAAUGCUUCACAGUGUAACUAUGCAGCUGCUAACUCCUUUCUUGAUACAUUCUGUCAGUAUAGGAGAAAUCUUGGACUUGUUGGACAGUCUAUUAACUGGGGUCCUUUAAAUCUUGGUCUUCUGCUGAACAAAGACAAUUUCCAGAUGUUUUUGAAGACAAAAGGGUUGAUGGUAAUGGAUGUUGGUGAGGUUCACAAGGCACUGAAAAUGUGCCUUUUGAUGGAUAGAGUUCAACAAAUGAUAUGCAAGUUCAACUUCAAGAAUCUUCAUCAUCACGUUCUUUCCCAAAAUACAUUUCUGAGAAAGCGACUGUCUGUAUUGGUGCAAACUGAACUAAAAGAUGUCUUAGCUGGUGAAGCCCCUGUUGGCUAUAGUUCUUCAACUCAAGAGAGCGUGAGAAGACUAGUGAGUGAUCUGAUUCAUGUCAGUGUUGACGAGCUAAAUGAUAACACAGCUCUUUAUUCUUUAGGCAUUGACUCAAUGUUAGCCAUGACUCUGCAGAACAAAGUUUAUCAAGAGACAGGUGUUAAUGUACCUCUGGUCAAAAUAUUAGAUCCCAAAUGUACACUAACAACCCUGGUAACUGCUGUUGUGAAUGUGAAUAUGUGACAUCACAG
This is a messenger RNA of Periophthalmus magnuspinnatus, 6252 nucleotides long. It is a transcript of the gene pks1, whose product is annotated as polyketide synthase 1. NCBI's taxonomy places the organism in Eukaryota, Metazoa, Chordata, Actinopteri, Gobiiformes, Gobiidae. The coding region runs from base 23 to 6244 and encodes 2073 amino acids. Gene Ontology annotation, biological process: fatty acid biosynthetic process. Gene Ontology annotation, molecular function: 3-oxoacyl-[acyl-carrier-protein] synthase activity; fatty acid synthase activity. The transcript has 6 exons. The record is from RefSeq and is a predicted model, not a curated record.